UAACAGUACCGCCUUGCUAAUAUGGUCACCUGUGAAAUCGCGGUUGAUGGCGCCCGUGCCCUGGUCCCGCUACCUUGCGGACUCCCCGGCCUUUCAGAGACGGAGACGAAGCUCGUCGGGGAGCCUGCCAUCCGCGCAGGCCAGACACUCCCCUCCGGGCAGUCGCUCCCCCUCUUAGUCCCGCGGCCGUGAGAGCCUCAGAUUUCCGUGGGGUGGGUCGGACGUUGGCGCUGCUUACCCCUUCCGCUCUGGGUCCCGAGAGCGACCCCCCGGGCUCCGCAACCACGCCUUCUCAUCCUCCUCAUAUUAUGGUGGAUACCGCUACCAUCAUUAUCACCACUAUGCUGGUGACUGGCAGGGAGCUGAAGACUACGAGGAGGAGAAGAGCCACUGGCAGAGGAGGCUGAAAGAGAGAGAGGGGAUUGAGGAGUUGGGAGCACCUGAGGUAUGGGGGCUAUCUCCAAAAUGUCCUGAGCCGCAUUCUGAUGAACACACUCCAGUUGAGGAUGAAGCAAAGACUCAGAAGAGCAGCAGUUUAGAUUCUAGCGGAGAAAAAGAAAAAGAAAGCCAGUCGUUCAAAAAACAAGAAGAAAAGAAAAAGCCAUUCAAAAGAAAACAUAGGAAGUAUUCUGAUAAUAAUGACAGCAGUUCAGACUUUGACACGAGCUUUGGUGAUGAUAAAAAGAGAGCUAGAAAGGCCAAGAAGAAGGAGAAGAAAAAGAAACACAGAGUCACAAAAAAAAAACCUAAGAAAAAGAAGACUAGAAAAGAAUCCAGUGACUCAACCUGUAAGGAUUCAGAAGGGGAGUUGCCAGAAGAUAUGUGGAUUGAGCAGUCAAAGAUUGCAGAUACCAUGGGAUUAAUAGGCUCAGAAGCACCUAGAAUACACUCCUCUCAAGAUGAGAAACCUUUGAACUAUGGCCAUGUUCCGCUGCCAGGUGAAGGUGCAGCUAUGGCUGAGUAUGUAAAAGCUGAACAGCGUAUCCCACGAAGAGGUGAAAUUGGGCUGACAAGUGAAGAGAUCGCUUCAUUUGAAUGUUCAGUUUAUGUCAUGAGUGGUAGCAGGCAUCACAGAAUGGAGGCUGUACGACUGCGGAAAGAGAACCAAAUCUACAGUGCUGAUGAGAAGAGAGCACUUGCAUCCGUUAACCAAGAAGAGAGACAAAAGAAUAAGAUUCUGGCCAGUUUCCGAGAGAUUGUGUGCUGAAAGACAAAAGGGAAAGAUGACAAAUAA
Molecule: messenger RNA, 1234 nt
Organism: Trichechus manatus latirostris (Florida manatee)
Lineage: Eukaryota; Metazoa; Chordata; Mammalia; Sirenia; Trichechidae
Gene: NKAPL
Product: NFKB activating protein like
Biological process (GO): regulation of gene expression
Cellular component (GO): nucleus
Molecular function (GO): chromatin binding
Source: RefSeq, a predicted model, not a curated record